GCCUGGCGGUAUGCGUAGGAACUCGUCCAGUGCCGAAAACCUGCUACGAACAUUCACUGAAACCACUCGUCAGUCGAUUUUGAUUCACCGUUCUUCGGAAUUGUUUCGUAACGGAUCGCAGGAUCUCCUUGCAGGAAAUUUGUACCAGGCUAGCAGAAAAGCAGCAAGAUGCCGAACUGUCCCAAGUGCGAAAAACCUGUGUAUUUUGGCUGAGCGCAAAUUCUCCCUGGGCAAAGACUGGCACUCAGCUUGUCUCCGCUGCGAAAAAUGCAACAAAACUCUUGCUCCAGGUUCUCACGCAGAGCACGAAGGCAAGCCCUACUGUCACCAACCUUGCUACUCAGCCAUGUUUGGCCCUGGGGGUUAUGGUAGAGGUGGUGCUGAGAGCUACGUUUACAAGAAGUGAUUGUUGAUGAAAGAGAAUAUGUACGUUAACCCAAAUGAAGAAAAAGGAAAAUAGGUUUUUUUCUUUCUUUUGUGUCCGAGCCAAGCUAUUAUACGGACAGCCUUAUUUUUCUUUUAUUUAAUGCUAUUCUACUGGCCUUUGUGCAAUUGGUUCAAACAAUUACUCAUCCAACCAAAAAAUCAACAUAUUCAGCUUUCUUGUAAUGCGACUAAAAAACUAAACAAUGUAUCUUUAUUCGUUGUUAUAACAAUAACUGUAAAAUCACAUUUUCUUCAUUAGGGAUAACGAAAACAUAUCAAAGUGGAUUUUAGUUUUUUAAGAGUUCUAUAGUAUUAUGUUUGAUGUACAAAGACGGUACAACAUUCCAUUUUUUAUUUAUGUAUGAUGAAGCAAAUAUAAGCUGAUUUAUUUAUUAUUUUAUGUUGCACUUAUUGUUUCUCAUUUUUUUAGAUUGCACUUUAUCUCAUCACCUCUCUGUUCUAGUAGGAUAACGACAAAAAGGAUUUGCAUAACUUUGUUCAACUAGGUUUUGUGCCUUAUUGAAGUUUGGCUUUUACAUCACUAUAAGUGCCUCUAUUCUAUUACCAAUAUUGUGAGUGUAUAGUUGCUUAACAAAAUAUUUGCAGUGUACAUUUUCACUGUUGUUAUAGUUACUUUGAUAAGCUAAACUGAGUGAAGUCAUACUUUAUUAUUUAUAUUUGCCACACAUACCUCUGUAAAAUUUAUAUUUUGUCUACAGUUAGUUGUAUUUGUUCAGUGUUUCAUACCAGUGUCGCAUUACAAACGAUAUUCUGUUACCAUCACGUCAGAGAUAUUUGUAUGGGUACCAAUUUUCCACAUGUUCUACGUAUAACAGAAUACCAUAUCUGGCUUGAUAUUGUUAUAUUCACAUGUGGAUCAACCCAAAGAUAAAACAUUGGUACGCAUCUCUGUAAAACCUUAUUUCAUCAAUAAGUAGUAGCUGGUAUCAUUCUUAAAUUUGUUUCUGCAAUCAAUAAAUAAAAAGAUGUUUGGUGUAAUUUCCAGAGGUGUAUACAGGGUGGGAUGUCUCCGAAAGGUUGGGAAAUCUGGAAACCAGCGAUACUACAGACCAAAACAUGUGAAUUGACCUAAACAUACCUUAAUCCAAAAGUUGAUUGCGAGAUACAGGGUGUCAAAGUUAGAAUUUUACUUUCUAUUUUUCCUUAUUGCUUGAGAAGUAUUUCAGGUUUUGACAUAAAACUCGGUGUAUGGAGCUUUUCUAGUAUCCGUUAUUUUUUAUAGCCAAACGUCUAGAGGGCGCCACUUACAGCGCUAUUUCGGUAAAUAACUUUUUUGUGCUACCCUAAAUACAACUGACCAAAAAAUCUCAUUUUCUAGUAUCUCCACAACAAAGAGGUUCACUGUGUCUAAAGCUAAUAGUUUUCGAGAUAUUUGUUUUUAGAAGUUCCGAUGCAUUAUUUGUACCAUGAUAAAACAUUCUUAUAACAUAAUAAUCAAGUUGCUUUGGUUAAUAUCCGAGUAGCGUUUAUAUGGUUUUUAACAAUAACCAAUGAGGAUGGGAACAAAACUAAUAAACGGAAAUAAUAACUACAUAAAUUGUUCACUCUCGAGCUCGACGAACUAAUCCUUGCUGCACUCUCCAAAGCAUUUGGAUGUUAUUUUUCAUUUCCUGGCUAUGGUGGAAAAUUCUUUGUCGAAGUUCAUCUACAGUCUCUACUGGCGUAUUGUAAAUGCGUCCUUUUAAAACACCCAAGAAGAAGAAAUCCAUAGGAUUUAAAUCUGGUGAUCUAGCCGGCCACGAUACAGGUCCUGAUCAGCCUAUCCACUGGUCUGGAUAAACUCUAUUUAGGUGCUCUCUAACUAAUAUACUAAAAUGAGGUGGAACGCCGUCAUGCUUAAACCACGUGUUUGUAAUGGAACAUCUUCCAGCAGAGUUGGCAAUUGUUCUUCAAGGAAUUGUAAAUACCUUUGAUCAUUUAGUCUAGGUGGUCCUAUUAAAUAUUGUCCAAUUAUUGCUGCCCAUAAAUUAAUUUGAAAUUGUACUUGGUGGCGGGUUUGCAUGAGGAGUUUCGUCUGCAUAAAUGUGAAGAUUAUGCGAGUUAUUGGGCCCAUCCCUUCCAAAUCCUGCUUCGUCCGUAAAUAAUAUUAACGAAGUAAAACCAUUGUCCUGGUUAAACUUCCUUAAGAGCCAUGUACAAAAUUCUACCUUUGCGGGGUCAUCAUCCGCGCUUAAACCAUGUACUUUUUACAGGUGGUAUGGAUGGAGCAGUUGCUCUUGAAAAAUGGUAUUUACUGUACAUUUGGAAACUUGAAAUUCUCGAGUUACAUUCAUAACCCCAAAUGUAGGGUUUUCAAAGACCGCAUCUGUAACAUUUUCUUGAACUUCAGCUGUACGUACAGUUCUGAGAGCUCCACUGUAUCGACCCAUAUUUGGAGAAAAAACUACCUAAAAUCCAAAUGGUUUUUACUACUCAAAAAUGGCUAUAAUCAUUUCUUACCAGUUUCUCGUAACCGCUGACCGAUUCGUUGGAAAGUCUUUGAAUUAGGCAGGUGUCUAUUAGGGAAUCUGUCAGCGUACAAUCUUCGUGCUUUUAAGACAUUUCAUCUUGCCAAUCCGUACAUUAAGUGCAUAUCAGAAUAUUCAUCAAACGUAAUCUAUUGCGAGAGUGUCCUACUCGCCAGAGCUUCAUGGCCGAUCUCUGCUUUUACGCGGACCACGACCGCACAAGCCGCUUGGCGGCGUAUGUGAGGACCGUGGCAUUGACUGGCCUUCUAGAUCGACGCGAAGUGAGCUUGAAUAUUCUGGAAGGCCGCUAUGUGGCUCCCGAUUCUUCUCGACUCAACGAUGCGGACUAUAGGUAUAACUCGGCGGCCGGGAGAUGGAAGGAGAGUACGGUACGGUAGAGUAGCAGAGCGGAGCGGAGUAUAGUCCAGUCAAUGGCGCGACAUAAGGAUUAGUCAGACAUAAAUAGUGGUGUACAUAAAUGUUCUAUCUAGUCAAGAUAAAUAAAUUAGUGCAUUUCUCUUUGGCGAAUCCAGUUUUUUAGUCCACAUCCAAAAGAACCCAGAAAAAACGCUACAGUAUACUCCAUGAUGUUUAAUAACUUAUUGUCAACUUAAAAUUGUUCAUGACGCUUAAAGCAAUAUUAUGACAAACAUUAGAAUCCAUAGCAACGCUACUCAUAUAUUAUCCAAAGCAACUUUAUUAUUAUGUUAUAAAAAUGUUUUAUCAUCAUGGUACAAAUAAUGCAUUGGAACUUUUAAAAACAAAUAUCUCGAAAACUAUUAGCUUUAGACACUUCUAACAAGUAAACCUUUUUUGUUGUAGAAAUACGAGAAAAAAAGAUUUUUGUUGUAUACAUGGUAGCACAAAAAGUUAUGAUAAGACCGAAAUAGAGCUGCAAGUGAUGCCUUCUAGGAGUCUGGCCAUAAAAAAGAACGGAUUCUCAUUUCUCGUACUAUAAAACCUCCAAAAUCUGAAAUAAGCCUCAAGCAAUAAGGAAAAAUAGAAAAUAAAAUUGUAACAUUGACACCCUGUAUCUCGCAAACUAUCAACUUUUGGACUGGAGUGCGUUCAGGUCAAUUCACAUAUUUUGGUAUGUAGUAUAUCCAGUUUCGAGAUUUCCCAACCUUUCGCAGACUUAAGAUGACGCAGACGACGCACUGUGCGUUGAGCCUUUAUAGGCCUGGAAACAGGUAAUUUUUUUCUCACAAUUCUUUGAAACAAUAUAUACGCAGUGGGCUUUAAAAUUCAAACCUGUAUCUAGAUACAAGCCCAAUAAUUUUACUUGUGCGUCAAGGGACAUUCUUGGGCCAUUAAGUGAUAUUUAAUGCCAUAGGCUUCUUCUGGAUGCUGUGAAAUUAGACAACUGAUGUUUUUUUCAGAAUUUAAAUAGAGCUGAGUAGGUACUGCUAAACCACCUGUGAUUAUUUUGCAGUAAAAUUCC
Molecule: messenger RNA, 4335 nt
Organism: Acanthoscelides obtectus
Lineage: Eukaryota; Metazoa; Arthropoda; Insecta; Coleoptera; Chrysomelidae
Source: the annotation of a GenBank genome assembly